AUGACAAACAAUCCUAACCCUGGCAAUUUUGCAAACCGUCCCAAGGAAGAAGUUCAAGAGAUCGCUCGCAAAGGUGGUCAAUCUAGCCACACCGGCGGUUUUGCUUCCAUGGAUCCCGCUAAGCAGCAUUCUAUUGCAUCUAAGGGCGGUCAAGCUUCCAGCGGAAAAUUCGAGCCUGGCAGCGAGAGAGCACGCGAAGCUGGUAGAAAAGGUGGCCAAGCUAGCCAUGGUGGUGGUUCGAAUAAGAUUGUUGACGAACCUACCGAGCAAUCGUCUGGUUAA
Messenger RNA from Lobosporangium transversale, 282 nucleotides. RefSeq names its product conidiation-specific protein 10. Lineage: Eukaryota; Fungi; Mortierellomycota; Mortierellomycetes; Mortierellales; Mortierellaceae. The coding region runs from base 1 to 282 and encodes 93 amino acids. The record is from RefSeq and is a predicted model, not a curated record. The transcript has 2 exons.